This is a messenger RNA of Phytophthora sojae, 465 nucleotides long. RefSeq lists its product as hypothetical. The transcript has a single exon. The record is from RefSeq and is a predicted model, not a curated record. Bases 1 to 465 code for a protein of 154 amino acids. NCBI's taxonomy places the organism in Eukaryota, Oomycota, Peronosporomycetes, Peronosporales, Peronosporaceae.
AUGAGCUUAGAGAAAGCGUUGACGCACCUGGACCUGGACAAGAUUGCCAAGGUGGACAAGGUGGACGACUUCGUUACCAGCCCGAAGUUGAACCAGUGGAUCGGGCACAUGGCCGACACCAACAGACAUGCAAGCAGCAAAAAAGACGCCAUGACGAUAACCAAGUUCCUCGUCAGUCAGCGCGGAGACGACGAAGUGGUGAAGCUGCUGUCUGCUGCAAGAGCCAGCGACAAUAAAGCGGUGAGGAAGCUGGGGUAUAAGCUCCAAUUUGACCAGUUCAAACUCUGGAUUAAGGCCGGUAAAGAACCGUCCCAACUGCGCAAGGAAGUUCCUGCGCUGAGCAAGAGGAUGAGGACCGCAUACAGACAAGAAUACGAAAACGCACUUGCCAAGGCCGCGGCGGCGGCUGAGAAGGCCAACGAAAAGGUUAGAGCAAGUGCGGAUAUUAUAUUUGUAAAGCCGUAG